Messenger RNA from Sceloporus undulatus (fence lizard), 790 nucleotides. It is a transcript of the gene SUB1, whose product is annotated as SUB1 regulator of transcription. Gene Ontology annotation, biological process: positive regulation of transcription initiation by RNA polymerase II. The coding region runs from base 225 to 626 and encodes 133 amino acids. The transcript is spliced from 7 exons. The record is from RefSeq and is a predicted model, not a curated record. NCBI's taxonomy places the organism in Eukaryota, Metazoa, Chordata, Lepidosauria, Squamata, Phrynosomatidae. Gene Ontology annotation, cellular component: transcription regulator complex; nucleus. Gene Ontology annotation, molecular function: transcription coactivator activity; DNA binding.
CGGGCGGGCGCUGACGUCACUUCCUCCGCUCUGGCGGCGCAGGGAGUAAAGGCGAGCAGCAGGCAGAAGGCAAAGCAAGGCAGUGAGGAGAGGAGGCUCUGCAUCGAACUCUCUUAUUUAUUCUGUAUCCCUGCUGUCACUUCUCCCUAUGUGAGUCUACUGCAAGGAUAAAUAUGGUAUCCUGAUUACUUUGAAAUCCCAUUGAUCCCAGUGGAACUUCACAAAUGCCUAAAUCAAAAGAACUCGUGUCUUCAAGCUCAUCUGGCAGUGAUUCAGACCGUGAGGUUGAUACAGGGCAUGUGAAUCAUCUACUGUCGGAAAAAAGGAAAAAACAGGCAGCACCAGAAAAACCUGGAAAGAAACAGAAGACUGGUGAAAGUUCCAAAGGUGCAGCUUCCUCUAAGCAAAGUAGCAACAGAGAUGAGAACAUGUUUCAGAUUGGUAAAAUGAGGUAUGUCAGUGUUCGUGAUUUUAAAGGUAAAGUCCUAAUCGAUAUUAGAGAAUACUGGAUGGAUCAAGAAGGUGAAAUGAAACCAGGCAGAAAAGGUAUCUCUCUAAAUCCAGAACAGUGGAGCCAGCUGAAGGAACAGAUUACUGAUAUUGAUGAAGCAGUAAGAAAACUGUAGAUGAGCCAUGGAGAAACUCUGUUAUAGGUUUAAGUAGUGUUUAUACAUCAGCAUUCAUUUUCUAAACUUAUUUGUUUUCCAAGCUAUUGUAUAUUUGGAUUGCAAAACAAUUUGUAAGAUGGACGCUUUUUUUUAAUGUGCAUUAAAAGUGUAUUCUGAGUGAA